Aaosphaeria arxii CBS 175.79 is the source of this 1794-nucleotide messenger RNA. RefSeq lists its product as uncharacterized. The transcript has 2 exons. The coding region runs from base 1 to 1794 and encodes 597 amino acids. The record is from RefSeq and is a predicted model, not a curated record. Gene Ontology annotation, molecular function: zinc ion binding; sequence-specific DNA binding; DNA-binding transcription factor activity, RNA polymerase II-specific. Lineage: Eukaryota; Fungi; Ascomycota; Dothideomycetes; Pleosporales. Gene Ontology annotation, biological process: positive regulation of transcription by RNA polymerase II; DNA-templated transcription.
AUGAGUGUUCCUGUGGAUAAUCUAAGCACCAAUAUUCCACAAGCGAACCCCCCAGCACCCAUUGGCCGCGCCCCUGACGAGCGAGUCCAUGAAAUCGGCUUUGUCGCAGUGGGAAGUAAUUCGGAUCAAAGAUAUGUUGGUCCCUCGAGCGGUCACUUUCUCGCUCGAGCCAUGCUUAGUCGUACUUUAAGAAACAGCAAUGAGCCGGAACGCAUCAAUGAUCCCUCCAGUUCUUUCUCUCCAUCGAUAAUCAACGAACUGGUUAAAGCGGCUCGAGGGCCAUUGCCUCUUCCAGAGAAACAUACUGCACUACAGCUCAGUAGAGUCUACUUUGAUAUCAUACAUCCGCAGUAUCCCAUUCUCCAUGAACCUUCCUUCUUCCUUGCCCUGGAUCAGAUUUACGAGCACAAUGAUGGGUACAGUGACAUGGAUAAACCUAUUUUGUUCCAGGUAUAUAUCGUUCUAGCCAUUUCCUCGAGUAUCGUAUCUUCUCGGGCUAGAUUCCAUGUUCCCGGAGAAUCGUAUUGCCUAUCCGCAUUGCAAUAUUUCGAUGAGCUCAGCAUAGAGAACUCUUUGUCCGGGCUGCAAUGUCUGCUUCUCCUGCUUAUCUUCACCCUGCACAGUCCAUUUAUGCGGGUAAAUGUAUGGUAUGUGAACUACCAAUGCAUCGCUUGCUUGCUGGAUCUAGGCUUGCAACGAGACAUAACAACGUCAUCCGGCAUAUCCCUCCUUACACAGGAAAUGAGGACCCGAGUCUUUUGGACUGUCCUUGCUUUGGAUCGAACAAUUGCAACCAUGAUGGGUCGUCCUAUCGGUCUAAGAGACGAAGCUUGUGAGCUACGCUUCCCGCAGAACAUAGACGAUCAUGAUCUGGUCGGAGUUUCUGCUCCCAAUGAAGAAGCAACAGGGGCUAUUUCGUUCUCAAUACACCUCUUCAAACUGACAAAACUUAACUCUGAGAUCAAGUAUGUGGCGAACAGUAUUGUACGCCAGGCCCCGCCCUACGCCUACCUGCCGAUUACCGAUAUACAUGCAUGGAAUCAAGAUAUGCUGAGGCAGCUCGAUGAAUGGGUGGCAGAAAUCCCCCAAUCCAAUCACCACCAAUUUAUCCGCAUUGUGUGUGAGCUGCGAUACCUAUCGGUCAAGAUGCUCCUCCUUCGACCAAGUCCCGCCAUACCUACGCCAUCUUCCGCUUCAUUGACUGCUUGCCACGAAGUUGCAUGCCGAAGCAUUCAACUGUAUGGUCAGCUAUACAGGCAAGACAUGCUCGUACAUGACUGGAUUACCUUGCACGGCAUCGUGUUCAGUACCAUUACAAUGCUGUACUGUCUUAGAGUUGUACCGGAUUUAGCACCAAAGACAAAGCUCGACGUCGUAAUGAGCGAUUUAAGUCUAAGCCUGAGUCUAAUAAGUGCUAGUGGGGAACAUUGGUCGGGCGCAAAGCGCUGCCGCGAAAUCCUAGAUGAGCUAGGCAGGUCAACCGUUCAAGGAAUCAAAAAUUUGGGCACCCCACAAGUCAAUCAUCGGGGCAGCCGAGAGGGAGAGGAGGCCAAUCCGAAUGCCUCAUCUUCGACCGCAAGCAUACCAUACACGCAAGCCCCAGUUGAUAUCUUAACCACUGGUGGUGAUGCAGGUCUGGGUUUUAUUCCAUCUUUAGCAACGCCGCCUAGCAUUGCACCGGGAAUGCUUGCGAAUGAUACCUUUUUGUUUAACCCUGUUGACCAAUACGGCUUCAGCGACUCAAUCAAUGUGGACGACAUCAUGCGGAAUCUAUUUGACGACUUCAUUCCCUAA